AUGUUUUAUUCCCAUUUCCUGCCGCAGUCCCAGCAGAGCCAGGCCCCGCUGUCGGAGCUGGAGCGCGCCAUGGAUUCCAUCAUCGAUGUGUUCCACCAGUACUCGCGGCGCGAGGGGGACAGGGACACGCUGAGCCGGGGGGAGCUCAAACUGCUCAUCGAGAAACAGCUCAGCAACUACCUCAAGCACGUGAAGAACAAAGCCACCAUCGAUCAGAUCAUGAAGGACCUGGACGUGAACAAGGACGCGCAGCUGAGCUUCGGGGAGGUGAUGCUGCUGGUGACACGGGUGACGUGUGCCACCCACGAGCACCUGCACGAGGUGGAGGAGCACCAGCACCACCAGCACCAGCACCAGCAUCAUCAUUGA
Molecule: messenger RNA, 369 nt
Organism: Catharus ustulatus (Swainson's thrush)
Lineage: Eukaryota; Metazoa; Chordata; Aves; Passeriformes; Turdidae
Product: protein MRP-126-like
Exons: 2
Coding region: 1-369 (122 amino acids)
Biological process (GO): endothelial cell migration
Cellular component (GO): extracellular exosome; cytoplasm
Molecular function (GO): calcium ion binding
Source: RefSeq, a predicted model, not a curated record